GCGCAUGCGCAUAAGGCGACGGACGCGAGGUGGGAAAAUUCAUGUUUGUGAAAUCAGCGGAAUCAUGAUUUUUAGAUCCAGUCUGUGAGUUUCCGGCUCGUUAGAGUAGAAACACACGUUCCUCAGCUCUUCACCCGUCACUCUCACUCGUCUGUCCAGCAUGAAGAUCGCAGUAGAGGGCUGCUGCCACGGGGAGCUCGACAAGAUCUAUGAGACCAUCGCCUUCCUGGAGAAGAAGGAGGGGGUGAAGGUGGACCUGCUGCUCUGCUGCGGCGACUUCCAGGCCGUGAGAAACGAGGGAGACAUGAAGUGCAUGGCGGUGCCGGCCAAGUACCGAACGAUGCAAACCUUCUACAAAUACUACUCUGGAGAGAAGAAGGCUCCGGUUCUCACCAUCUUCAUCGGAGGGAACCACGAGGCGUCCAACCACAUGCAGGAGCUUUCCUACGGGGGCUGGGUGGCACCAAACAUUUACUAUCUGGGUUACGCCGGUGUGAUUCGCUACAAGGGGAUUCGAAUCGGUGGCUUAUCUGGAAUCUUCAAAUCACGUGACUACAGAAAAGGUCAUCAUGAAUUCCCUCCAUACAACCCUGACACUCUACGCAGUGUGUAUCACAUCCGAAACAUCGAGGUGUUCAGAUUAAAACAGAUCCAGAUGCCCAUGGACAUUUUCAUGAGCCACGACUGGCCCAGAGGAAUCUACUACUACGGCAGCGUGGGGGAGCUGCUGCGCAAGAAGAAGUUUCUGCGACAGGAGGUGGAGUCAAACACUCUGGGAAGUCCUGCGGCCGAGGAGCUCAUGUCUCACCUCCAGCCCAACUACUGGUUCUCUGCUCAUCUCCAUGUGAAAUUUGCUGCCGUCAUGCAGCAUCCGCCUAAAGGUAACGCUGCUCCACGUGUGACCAAGUUCCUGUCUCUGGAUAAGUGUCUGCCCCACAGGGAGUUCCUACAGAUUGUGGAUGUUCCAGAGAGACCGGGUUCCUCAGAGGGUCUCGAGUACGAUCCAGAGUGGCUCGCUAUUCUGAAGGCCACCAACAGCCUACAGAGGACCACCCUCCACAACUGGAACCCCCCUGAGAACAAUGGCCUGCACGAACGGUGGGACUUCAGGGCUUCAGAAGCAGCUAUGAUGAAGGUGAUGGAGGAUCUCAGCGGUGACCUCUCCAUUCCAGACAACUUCAGCCGGACUGUGCCGGCCUACGACCCCAACAGGCCCCAGCACCACGCCGCCCCCAGCUACAGCACCAACCCCCAGACGACGGAGCUCUGUGCCACGUUGGGUCUCACGGACCUCUACGCCCAGGACGGGCAGCUGGGGGAGGUGGGGAAGUUCCAGGGCAGCACUGGAGGGGAGGAGGACGAUGAAGACGGGAAUAGUGUGGGAAGCGCAGACGAGCCGAGCGAGUAUCCAACCGACACCUCGGGGAUGUCCAGCUCCUGUAAUCCUGAUGAGAUCACCAUAGAGGAUGAAUGGGAUGAAGAGGAGGAGGAGGAGGAGGAGGAGGAGAACGGGUCGAAAGCAGCAGCAGCAAAGGGAGACGAGCUCCCUGACCCCCACACCCCCGCCCGCAUGGUUCUGCCUGAGCCAAAAUCCAAAGUUUCACCCAAUAACCUGUCCGACUUAAUGAAGCUGCCUCCUCCCUCCCACUCGACCCCCGCUGCCGCUCGCUCUCACUCUGGAUCAGAGAGUGAAGGAGAAGGCGAGGGGGGGGAAGAGGACGACUCCGCUUCUCGAAUCUUAAAACGUACGAGUGACGAGGCUGUGAAUCCCGGCAGCCGCGGCACGACGCCCAUGAUCAAACGCAGGAACCAGGUGAUCUACGCGGCCGUGGAGGACGAGGAGUGUGAGGAUUAGAGAGUCAGGGUGAGACGAGGCCGAAGGUGAGGACUCCUCCCACAACACAUCUGUCCCACAACGAACAAUCCUCCGUUAGUUUGUAUUGAUUUGUAAAAGUGACAUGUAUUUACUGCUUGUUUUUUAUAUACAGCUUCCAACAUGAACUGUACAAAGUAGAGUUAUGGAAGCACAAUAAUCAAUUGGGACAAAAAAUUUAGCAACAAAAGUUUCCUCAGCAGCCACAACGCAGCUGCUAAGUGUUUUCUAUAGAUUAUUUUUUAUAGAGUAAGUUCCUUUUUGUUUUACCACAAACAGCCGCUAAUCGCUCAGUGUGUAAUCUGGUAACAGACGAUGAAGCAGCUUUUUCUGUAGAAUCCUUUAAGUAAUGUCGUCAGAUACUUUGAACAGUUUGAAUUUGUCAGUUGCAAAAAUUAGAACUGCCUUAUUUUAUUAAUUUGCAUGAGCUGUUCCGUCAGGAUUCACAUUCCUGCUCAAUCUUUAAGAUUUUUGUCCUUUUCAAUCAUUUACAUCCAAAAACAUGAGAAAACUAAUCUCAGGUUGAAAUUUCAGUGGUUUAUCCUUUGGAAUUCCAUUGAAAUGUAAAUUGUAAAUGACCAAGUUAGUUUCUGCACGUAGUUUCCACAGAAGGGCAGUUACAGCCAUGACAUUCUUUAUUUGUUCAAAUGCUUUUUAUACAUUUUAAUCAGACCGAGAAAAUUUUAGAGAACAGAUUUUUGAUUUUCUGUGUUAAAUUGUUUUAUAUUUUGUAACUUUCCAAGUCAACAGCAAUGAUUAAAGAGGCUGUGUAAUUAAAAUAUUUCUUUUAAAGUGAAUAAAUGCCAGCGUACAGUCUUUAAAAUCAUUUCACAUAUCUGAAGAGAAGCAUCGUGCACGGUGCCGUUCACAGCUUUAUUGAACACGUUACAUACUGUAGGUGCAGAUGAGAAAUCAAGUCCUGUUUUUAACGACUUGUCAUAAUUGCACAGAACACUGAACGUACCUGUGAUCGCUGAAGAAUGAACAGAUGUACUUAUUGUGUGUGAUGAGCACUUAAUGUCUUUGGAGGGAUGAACUAAUUAUCAUAUCUUUUGAAUAAUAUUUGUUUCCUUCAAUUUUGAGACUUUUAAUUAGUUUGCCACAUUUUUUAAGUUUUAGAAUUUGCAUGACUUUGACAAUAAAGCGGAACAAAACCAUUUUUCCUGAACACCA
Molecule: messenger RNA, 3046 nt
Organism: Pleuronectes platessa (European plaice)
Lineage: Eukaryota; Metazoa; Chordata; Actinopteri; Pleuronectiformes; Pleuronectidae
Gene: dbr1
Product: debranching RNA lariats 1
Exons: 9
Coding region: 161-1855 (564 amino acids)
Biological process (GO): mRNA splicing, via spliceosome
Cellular component (GO): nucleus
Molecular function (GO): RNA lariat debranching enzyme activity
Source: RefSeq, a predicted model, not a curated record